Cherax quadricarinatus is the source of this 5270-nucleotide messenger RNA. The record is from RefSeq and is a predicted model, not a curated record. NCBI's taxonomy places the organism in Eukaryota, Metazoa, Arthropoda, Malacostraca, Decapoda, Parastacidae.
CAUCUAAGGGGGUGGAUAUGUGUGUGCGUGUGUGUGCUGUCUAAAACAUGUAUUCCUGAAACUAAUUACAGAUUCGUGUGAUAAACCCGUGGGUACCUUAAAGUGUAUGAUAGUGAGUGAAUUGAGAGAUGUAACUACAAGUGUACGGACGGACACCUGAGAAGAGAAGCUGGAGAUUUCUCAAGAGAAGGAUGUGGGCGAAACAGAAAUGUGGUGGGCGGGCGAGACAUGCCUUGAUCCUGGUGGUAAUAUUACUGCUGCUUCAAGGUGUGUGGGCCAACCUGCCGCCUUCGUUCACCGCUGACAUGAACCUUCACGUAGUAAGCGAGGACACGCCCGUAGGGGCGGCGGUGUACACCCUGAAGGCUUCGGAUCCUGAGGGAGGGCCCGUCACUUUCGGCAUGAGCGGCUCCGACCGACUCCGGGUGGAUCCGGACACCGGCAUCGUUACCGUCGCGAAGCCACUGGACCGAGAGCAAAAUGACACAUUACGUCUGGUGGUGACGGUGGAAGAUGAGGUGAAGGGAGGAGCUGAGAAUAAUGUCGUCCGUGUGCCCAUCUCUCUCAUUGUCCUUGACACCAAUGAUAACUCUCCCAAAUUCCUUCAGACACCAUACGAGGCCAUGGUUGGUGAAGAUGCUGCUGUGGGUAGUACUGUCCUGCCGGGCAUUAGACUCGUAGACGAGGACCAGGUUGGGGACAACAUCAAAGUGGAAUGCGAGCCCAUUAGUCAGGGUGAUGAUGUUUGUAAGGCUUUUACCAUUGUGGCCUCUCAGACCUCUGCUCGCAAGUUCUCAGGCAGCCUCGUCCUUAAUCAACCCCUUCAAUAUUCUACUCGCAACCUUUACCAGUUUAAAUUGGUUGCCUCAGAUGGAGGGCAGGUGUCAAGCGUGGGUGUAGUGAUACGAGUGAGAGAUGUGCAGAAUUCCCCUCCAGUUUUCUCUGGCUCCCUCACUGGCAUUAUUACCGAGGAUGAUGCCAUUGGUACCCGAGUCAUGAGCCUUCAGGCAGCAGACGGUGACACUGGAGCUCCUAGACCUAUCAGAUAUGAACUUAUUACCAAUCCACUGGACUUCUUCACUUUAGAUGCCAAAUCUGGUGAGCUUCGCACUGCAAAACCACUGGAUCGUGAAGCCCUACAGUCUCCUGAUGGUGUGGUCAAAGUCAGGGUCAAGGCUUAUGAGACAAUCAAUGGGAGCCCCAUUGGUACAAAAGAUACAGAAACUGUAGCUGAUGUAACCAUUACUAUUCGUGAUGUGAACGAUGAGCCUCCAUCCUUCAACAAACGGGAGUAUCGAGCCUCUGUGCCGGAAAAUGUUCCCGAUGGGACCCCUCUUCCUAACCUUGACAUGUUUGUCCAGGAUACUGAUGUGGGUUCCAACUCAGUGUUCAGCUUACGCCUUGUGGAUGCGUCUGGAAUUUUCAGUGUGGAGCCACAGGUGGCCUCAGGAUCAUCUUCUGUCAGCAUCAGAGUGGCUCAUGGACCCCUCGACUUUGAGAAUCCCAACCAGCGCAAGUUCCUCUUGCAGGUGAUUGCAGAGGAGACCUUAACAAAUCCUCGGCUGUCAUCCACAGCUACAGUUGUUGUCUCUGUCACUGAUACUAAUGACAAUUCACCACAGUUUGACCAGGAGGCUUACACAGCAGUUGUCUCAGAAACUGCCAACCCUGGCACUGUUGUUACUACCAUCGUUGCCUCUGACCGGGAUACCGGGCAGUUUGGCACUGAUGGAAUAAAAUAUUCACUCUUUGGUAAUGGUGCUGAAAAGUUUGAUGUUGAUGCCACGUCUGGAGUGAUGACAGUGGCUUUCUGUGACACUCCCGGCCACCGCAACUGUCUUGAUUACGAGGAACGUCCAACCUAUUUUCUCUCAUUUCAGGCCACAGAUGCAGGUGGUACAGGCCACACAACAGUGGUGCCAGUACGCGUAACACUUGCUGACAGUAAUGACAACCCUCCAAAGUUCUCUCGUCAGCAGUACCGUGCUGUUAUUGACGAGGGAGCACCCGAUUUUGACCCACCGUUGUUUGUCACGGCUGAAGAUCCGGAUGCCACUUCUCGCGUUGUUUACAGCAUCGUGGGUGGUGACCCUACAGGACUAUUCACUAUUAACCCAGACUCUGGUAGAAUUCGUGUUGCUAGUGAAUCUGGACUGGAUAUAUCCAACCUGAAGACUGACUACAUUAUUCUCACUGUAGAGGCCAAUGAUGGUGAGGGCUCUCACACUGCCAACAUAAAAGUGUCAGUCCGGGAUGCCAACAACAAUGUUCCAGUCUUCAGCAAGAACCCGUACCUGGCUGCUGUUCAGGAAAAUGCUCCUGAAGGGAGUGUGGUAGAGCAGGUUUCCGCCAGUGAUGCAGACACAGGAGCCAAUGCUGCCAUCGUAUACCGCAUCCAUCGUGGAGGAUAUGACGAUUUUGCUAUUGAUGGUACUACAGGCAUCAUCACAGUUGCCCGAAAGCUUGAUUAUGACCGGCGAAAGAGCUACGAUAUUGAAAUCGUAGCCACAGACAGAGGCAUUCCACAACAGACUUCUACCAGUACUCUCACUGUCAGCAUCAUCAACAACAAUGACAAGAGUCCUUACUUCACCCCAACUACCCAGCGUACACAGGUGUCAGAGGAUUUGCAAGAAGGCACAACAUUCUACAAGCUGACAGCACAGGACCCUGAUGUGGAGGGAGAGGGAGCUCUUGUCUUUGGGGUCAACUUACCAGUGUCUGCAGUUGAUAGUGAGGGACGUCCUGUGGAAGGACCUCAAAGGGAUGCCCUAGCAGAUGUGUUUGUGGUUGACCCCGUCACCGGCAGUGUGACUGUAGCGAGGAAGCUCAACCGAGCUGUAGCCACAGAGGUGACUUUGGCUGUUACUGUCACUGAUAUGUCAGCAACACCACCGCAGGUGGGUCAUGGCAACCUUGUCAUAACCAUUGUGGAUGUUAAUGACUUCCCGCCAGUCUUUGCUCCUCCAUGGAGUACUGAGAGUCCAGUCAUUCAUGUGAAGGUUGCAGAGGAGCUGCCUCGAGGCUCCCUCUUGACAACCAUCACCGCUUCUGAUGUCGAUUCCAACAUAGGUAAAAAUAAUUGUGAAUUCAGUGAUGAGACUAUAGUGGAGAUCACAGUCUUGCCCCAGAACCAACACAAACCGAAGUUUAUCUCUCCAGCUGUGCCCAAUGCUACAGUGCUUGUCCAAGAGAACUGGAGUUCAGCAGUGCAGGAGGUAAUAGCAGUUGAAGCCGAGGAUAAGGACUUGGGAGCAAAUGGGGAGGUGCGUUAUCACUUGCGUGUUGGGGAAGAGAACCUUCAAGACACAUCAGAGUUCCACUUGGACCCCAUUACUGGCUUGCUUACUACGAAACUUGUACUUGACAGUCGAAAACAAUCCAAAUAUGAGUUGGUAUUGGUGGCCAAGGAUCAAGGUUCACCAAUAUCUUAUGAAACGUUGCGGUUCUUGACGGUACUUGUGGAAGACGUUAAUGACAAUCGCCCAGAGUUUCACAAGAGCAGUGUGCCUCAAGCUUACCGCUUUAAUGUAAUUGAAAAUACUGCUAAACACACACUUAUUGGUCAACUUCUUGCUGAAGAUCCUGAUGCUGGAAUCAAUGCCAAGAUUUUCUAUUACUUGGUCACUGGUAAUGCUCAUGAGAGCUUCUACUUGGACAAACUUCAUGGUAAACUUUACACUAAUGCUGUUCUUGAUCGUGAGCAGCAGUCCUCCUACACUCUUGUGGUUAAGGCUACGAACGACCCUAACUUCACAGUAGACCCUGAUCAAGAAGUUGUGUAUGAUGAAAAUGAUCCAACAUUGGCAAUUAUCACUGUCAAUAUUGAAGAUGAAAAUGAUACACCACCACGAUUUAUUCAUGAAGCUUACUAUGCAGGAGUGUCUUACGAAGCCGAAGUUGAUAGAUUUGUGAGAAUGGUGAGUGCUGUUGAUGAGGAUGCUGGCUUAAAUGGAACUCUCAGCUACUCUAUUCGAGCAUCUAAUCUUUUCAGACCUGGAGAAUCUAGGGCUGUUGGCUCCAUUAUUCCAUCCCCUUUCAACAUCACUCAAGAUGGCAAGCUCACCACAGCCUCCCUCAUGUCACAGUAUAGGCGCCACCGCUUUCUUCUCCUGUUACAUGCCAAGGAGGAAGCGCCACCUUUCCGCAUUGCCACGUGCACCGUCAAUGUUUGGGUUUGGGAGAGGGAGGACCUAGUGAGAGUUGUACUAGCUCAACCUCCUGAAGAAGUGGUGCAUCAUCAAGAAGACAUAGCUGCUACUCUCUCGCAGGUUACAAAAGGCAUAGCAGUCGUGGAUGAAAUCAGAUACCAUGUAAACCCUGACAUAUACAGUUACUCGGCUGACAUGCUGGUCCACAUUGUGAAUCAGACUGAACAAGUGAUGCCUGUACACAUGCCAGCGUCGAUUGAAACGGUUGAAGAAGAGGUGGAUGCACGCCUGGCUGGACUCAUCGCUCUUAUGAUUGUACUCUUCAUUGGUUUCAUCUCCUUCAUUGUUGUGUGUUGCUGCCUCAGAUACUGGGUGAUGACACCAAGCAGAUCCAGUGAGCAUCUUAUCAAACGUAACAUUGAUGAAGAUUUAGGCUUGAAUACCACUGAAAACCCUCUUUGGGUUGACCAGAAACUCAAGAUGUACGAAGAACAGGAGCUCACCAUGCAAGUGAUGAGCGAGUUCGAUACAACGCAAGUAAAUGUUCCUCCCAACACAAGUAAGGGUCCAAGUGUCACUGUAGAUGCAGAAUGGACUCCCGAGCGUAGGUCCAGCAUUGAUUUAUCACAGCUGGAUGGCCAGAGCAAUACAUACGCAACUAUCCAAAAGUCACAUGGAGGUACAUUGCGUUCACUACAACUUCGAGGUCUACAGCAGGGCACACUGAAGCUGGGAGAAGAUCCUGGAGAAAGCAAUGAUUAUGCUACUCUGGACCAUCUGCAUCAUCCAGCCUCAGCUCAGGGUCCCCGUGUCCCUGGAGUAGAGACUCCCAGGUCACCACUGAAUCAGAAUGGUGAUUACCAUGAGCUAAGAACAUCUUUCACUGGGUCUACCUUCCAGCCUCCUGACUUGGCUAACAGGCCACUUCCUGAUGAACCGACCAUCGUUCAUCCUAAUUCCCGGAAUCUUGCAUUUAAUGCCCAAGGGGAGCCAGUACUAGUAGCAGAGCUAAUAUAGUCUUAAAAUAUGGCGAUACAACAGUGUAGUGUACAGUAUUUUGAAGUGAGAAUAUUUUUAUAUAUCUCCCUCUUCAGGUGUAGUGGCAUUCCCCCCCCCCCC